Messenger RNA from Kuraishia capsulata CBS 1993, 2226 nucleotides. RefSeq lists its product as uncharacterized. The transcript has a single exon. The record is from RefSeq and is a predicted model, not a curated record. Gene Ontology annotation, cellular component: peroxisomal membrane. The coding region runs from base 1 to 2226 and encodes 741 amino acids. Gene Ontology annotation, biological process: very long-chain fatty acid catabolic process; peroxisome organization; fatty acid beta-oxidation. Gene Ontology annotation, molecular function: ABC-type transporter activity; long-chain fatty acid transmembrane transporter activity; ATP binding. NCBI's taxonomy places the organism in Eukaryota, Fungi, Ascomycota, Pichiomycetes, Pichiales, Pichiaceae.
AUGACGUUGCUUAGUUUCUAUGCCAAACGCCGAAAUAAGAUCUUGCGCGCGUCCUACGUGGUCCUGCUCUUGUUAUCACUUCUCGGAGGAGGAGCCCAGAAAUCUCAGCGAAAGCUGGAAGGAAAGCGAAGUAGGGCUUUAACAAAGUUCUCGUGGAAUUCCAUCUCCAAGUCGUCGCUUCUGUCGGUAAUUGACCUUGUUAAGGUCAACGGAACGCGGAAGAUCACGGGAUUCCUGGCCUUGCAACUGGUGCUAUUGGUUACACGAGCGUUUCUAACCUUGAAGGUUGCUUCCUUAGACGGAAGGAUUGUGUCCACGCUUAUAUCCAGAAGGUUCAAGCAGUUUGCGUUUCUGAUUUGUGUUUGGAUGGGUAUUGGAAUUCCAGCCUCUCUGACAAAUUCGUUGCUGACUUGGUCUGAGCGGAUGCUUGGAAAGAAUAUUCGUCUCAAUCUCACAGAGAAGUUAUUAGAUGACUAUCUUCCGGAAUCUGGCAAUAGUACACUUUACCAACUGCUCAAUACCAGCAAAAACUCGGAUCCGGAUGAAGCCAUCAUCGAAGACCCCAACCAGCGCAUCACCACAAAUGUGGAACAAUUCUCUAAAGCUCUUGCCUCGCUGCCAUCACAGCUUCUGAAGCCAUCACUAGACCUGUUGCUCUGUGCAAAUCAACUUGCUUCAACAAGCGGAUCUUCAGCAGAGGGUGUGCUGCUGCUGGGAAUCAUUACUCACACUUCCACCAUUCUCCUGAAACAGUUCACGCCCAACUUCACCAAAUACUCCCAGAUGACGAACGAAUUGGAACACGGUUUUCAUUCUUCCCAUUCGAAUACCAUCACAAACUGCGAAGAAAUCGCAUUCUCGAGAGGACAUAGACGUGAACUCGACCACCUGGACACGAGGUACCUAGAACUGGAAAAGUUCAAACGGUUGGAGUACAGGAGGUUUGCCAUUUAUGACUUCACCAUGAGUUUUAUUGUGAAGUACUUCUGGGGUGCCUCGGGCUUACUGCUCUGCAGUAUUCCGAUCUUCACCAGAGCGCAUAUGUCGAACUACCAGAUUUCAGAACAUGACAUGAGAGACAUCUCAGCAAACUUCAUUACCAACAGAAGGCUAUUGCUAAGUGCAUCGUCGUCUUUGGGUCGGUUGAUCCAGAGCAAGAAGAAUGUGCAGAAUCUUGUUGGUUAUAGUGUCAAACUGGUGGAGUUCGAAAAUGCUCUUUCUGCAAUCAAUUCUAGAACAGACAGUUCCGCAGUCCAGAGUGUUGGUCCAGGAGUUGUUGCGAUUGGUGGUACAGCAAAGCCUCUAAUCAGCGGAUCUAACAUUUUGUACGGAGAUGAGGUGACAUUUGAUCACAUUCCACUGAUUACGCCUACGGGAAACACUUUGGUUGCAGACUUGUGCUUUUCGAUCAAAUCCGGUGACAACUUGCUGAUCACGGGUCCAAACGGUUGCGGCAAAUCUUCACUUUUCAGGAUCUUGGGUGGCUUAUGGAAAGUGGCUGAUCCGGGUAAACUUACCAUACCGUACUCCAAGGACGACCUGUUUUACCUUCCACAAAGGGCAUAUUUGACUAUAGGAACUCUAAAGGAGCAGAUCAUAUAUCCGGAUUCUAUAGAGACCUUCAACAGGAAGUCGUCUCGGUACCAGAGAGCCAACGGCACAGACUUAGUGAAGGAUGAGGCGUAUCUUGUCGAGCUUUUGAAAAUCGUGCAACUCGGUCAUCUAGUCGAUGACUGUGAGAAUAUCAUCAACGACAGUUUGGAGAAGCCACGAGACCUUGAGGACUCUGUGCCCGAAUCUCCGCUUGAUUUGAUCCGCAAGUGGCCUACGCUACUGUCCAUUGGAGAACAGCAAAGACUAGCUUUGGCUAGACUGUAUUACCAUCAGCCUAAGUUUGCAGUGCUCGACGAGUGUACUUCUUCCAUUUCCCCAGAACUCGAACAGGAGUGCUAUAGAUACGCUAUAGAGGAGCUCGGAAUUACUGUUAUUACUGUCUGCCAUCGCACUUCACUCUGGAAGUUUCAUCAAUACCUGCUUAACUUCGAUGGACAGGGCAAUGCCAAAUUCACCAGAUUUGAUCCGGAAUUGCGGUUGAAAUGGCAUGACGAAUUGAUAGACAUCGACUCGAGAUUGCACAAAAUGGAGGGUUUGAAGAAACAACUCGGUGACCUGGAGAGGCUAAAGGAAGGACAUACAACCAAACCUAAGAAACUGAUGUAUUUGUGA